GUUACACCGAGACAGAGGCUCGUUUUCUGUGUUCAGGAUCCAGCACAACAUUACGCACCAAGUGGGGAAAUAAACAAGGCCACCGAGAGCUGCGUCCUUCUCCUGCGCAAGUUGAUUGGAAUUAACUCUUUCCAUCGGGGAUUUCACUCGCGCUUCUCCAGGGGGAUCCUUCUGUUGAGGAUUACUUUACACGAAAACUUUUCACCCCCCCCCCCCCCCUUUACUUUCCUGUGAAGACCUGGGGAAGCAGCGGGACAGACGCACCGAGGGACACGUCUUCUGUCCAUCAGUUCACCUUGACUGCGACCUGACGGGAGAGCUCUCCACACGUUCCCCAUGGUUGUUUGAGCCGGGCUGCUCGGACCUGUGGAGCUUUCACUGCUUGUCGAAGGGCUGUCAACACGAUGGGACGCCCCUCUCUGCUCCUGGCUGUCACCCUGGCCCUGCUCACCUGCCAGGUUCUGUGCUCCGGCGUGUUCGAGCUGAAGCUGCAGGAGUUCCUCAACAAGAAGGGGAUAGCGGGGAACGCCAACUGCUGCCCGGGGGGCUCGGCCCACCCGCAGGGCCACCAGCAGUGUGAGUGCAAGACCUUCUUUCGGAUUUGCCUGAAGCACUACCAGGCCAACGUGUCCCCCGAGCCCCCCUGCACCUACGGCGGGGCGGUGACCCCCGUCCUCGGCUCCAACUCCUUCCAGGUGCCGGAGACCAACGCGGAGAGCUUCACCAACCCGGUCCGCUUCCUCUUCGGCUUCACGUGGCCGGGGACGUUUUCACUGAUCAUUGAAGCCCUGCACACCGACUCCCUGGACGACCUGACAACAGAAAACCCGGAGCGUCUGAUCAGCAGGAUCACUACUCAGCGUCACCUCACUGUGGGAGAGGAAUGGUUCAAGGACAUGCAGACAGCUGGCAGGACAGAACUACGUUACUCCUACCGCUUCCUGUGUGAUGAGCACUACUACGGCGAAGGCUGCUCUGUCUUCUGUCGGCCACGAGAUGAUGCCUUUGGGCACUUUACCUGUGGCGAGCGUGGAGAGAUCAUAUGCAACUCUGGCUGGAAGGGACAGUACUGCACUGAACCGAUCUGUCUUCCUGGCUGUGAUGAAGAACACGGCUUCUGUGAUAAACCAGGAGAAUGCAAGUGUCGCGUGGGCUUCAGUGGACGUUACUGUGAUGACUGUAUCCGUUACCCAGGCUGCCUCCAUGGCACCUGCCAACAGCCCUGGCAAUGUAACUGCCAGGAGGGAUGGGGUGGGCUCUUCUGCAACCAGGAUCUGAACUACUGUACGCAUCAUAAGCCCUGCCUUAAUGGAGCCACCUGUACCAACACAGGCCAGGGCAGCUAUACCUGCUCCUGUCUACCUGGAUACACAGGUGCCAGCUGUGAGAUCCAGGUCAACGAAUGUUCUGGCAAUCCCUGUCGCAACGGAGGCAGCUGCACGGAUAAUGACAACAGCUACAAGUGCACCUGUCCACCAGGCUUCUAUGGGAGCAACUGUGAGUUGAGCGCCAGUACCUGUGCAGAUGGGCCUUGCUUCAACAGCGGACAUUGUGUCAACAACCCUGAAGGGGGCUACUUCUGUCAGUGCCCAAUGGGAUAUGCAGGCUUCAAUUGUGAGAAGAAGAUCGACCAUUGCUCCUCCAACCCCUGCUUAAAUGGAGCAGAAUGUGUGGAUCUGGUGAAUUCCUACCUCUGUCAGUGUCCUGACGGAUUUUCUGGUCCUAACUGUGGAGACAUUAGCAGCAUCUCUGGAUACUGUCAGUCCUUCCCAUGUCAGAACGGCGGGACGUGUCAAGAGGGAGUGAACGGCUACACCUGUACCUGCCCUCCAGGCUAUACUGGCAAAAACUGCAGCUCGCCUAUCUCCCGCUGCUCUCACAACCCCUGCCACAAUGGAGCCACCUGCCACGAGCGUGGCGGUCGAUAUGUGUGCGCCUGUGUGCCCGGCUAUGGUGGUCACAAUUGCCAGUUCCUCUUACCCGAGGUUCCCAAGGGUCAGCCGGUGGUGGAUGGACCGGAUCGGCGAUAUUCUUCUCAGGAAAAUGAAAAUGUUGAAGAUGAGGAGGAUGAUGAUAGCGGAUUCCCAUGGACGGCCGUGUGCGCCGGUGUCUUCCUUGUCCUUGUGAUCCUGAUUGGCUGCUCAGUGAUGGUUGUCUACAUUCGGGUCAAACUGCAAGAGCGGCAAAGUCACCACAGUGACAGUGUCCACAGUGACAGCCAUGAGACCAUGAACAACCUGACGACCACCAAUAAUUGUCUCCGCAGUGACAAGGAACUUGGACCUAUGAUGACAACGUCAAUUAAAAACACCAACAAGAAAGCAGAAUACCAUUCAGACCUCACUGGGUCAUUGGGAGGUUUGAGUGGAAUCAGCGGGCUCAACGGAUCAGAGAAGAAUGGCUUUAAGACUCGCUAUCCAAGUGUGGAGUACAACCUUGUACAUGAGGUCCGGCCUGAAGAGAUGCUGCUGUGUAAAGAAGAGGAACAUAAUGAGUCAGAGGUCAAAUGUGAAAUGCUGGAUGAGUUUGACUCAGAUGAAAGAUACAGGAAGAGACAAAAAAGUGAUGCAUCAGAAAGGAAACAAGAGGAAGAAUCACCCAGCUGCAACGAAGCAAAGUAUCAGUCAUCCAGCGAUCUGAACUAUCACGCAACCAGUGACGUCAAAUACCCGUCGACCAGUGACAUCCAAUACCAGUCAACCAAUGACGUCAAAUAUCAGUCAACCAGUGACGUCAAAUAUCAAUCAAGUAGUGACGUCAAAUACCCAUCAACCAGUGAUGUGGAGUACCACUGUCCCAGUGACAGCAGAUACCAAUGCACCACUGAUUCCAAAUACCAGUCCGUUUACGUCAUAUCGGACCAGAAGGAUGAAUGUAUCAUCGCUACAGAGGUAUGAUACCUAUCCAGACCACAUGAGAUCGGACCAGUGUCCUCUGGUUGACGGCGGUCCGACUCCACCAGCCUUGAGCAGUAGAGCUCAGCUUGUCUCCGGGAGGUUCUACUCCUGCUGUUUGCUGCUGUUCCCUGGGAUUUACUGGAGGACUUUGAGCCAAGGUGCUGCUGAGCCAGCACAGAGUCAGUACCGAUAUUUCAAGGCCUUAGUACUAAGGGGGGAAUACGAGACAAUUUUGACCCUCAAAGGAUGUAGGUAUAAUACUGACCCGGUGCAAUGGACAAAGUACCAAAAAAACAGUGCUAGCAACUGUACAAACUUUGUACAGAAACAGUGCUGAACACGUAGACAUGCAGUCAAAUGAUUACUGCUGGAGAACUGAUAAAAAGCUUUGUUCAAUGUCCGUUCCAGUACUGGAUGAUUUACUGCUCUAACAGGAUGACUCUUCUCUCCUGAUCAACAGUGAAGUAUUGACUUGGAUGUUGACCAAUGAUAUUGUAGUACCAUGGAGUACUGAUUGAAUGAACAGUUUAGUACCUUUGGAGUACCGAGAACUUUUGAAGUACUGUUGUAGUACUGUUAUGUGCUGUGGUUGUACAAUGCAGUGUAAAAGCUGUCAUGGAUAUUGGACAGUUCAUGUUCUGUGCAGUGCUGCGGAGUAGAGGGUGGCGCUGUAGAGAUGUUAUAGGAUUUAAAAAUCUGCAGCUGCUAAGAAUUCAGUGAAAAAUUUCCAAAUUGGAGCAAAAAUUGUAAAUUAAAAACAGCUGUAUGCGCUACAUGUCUUUAACUGUGCAGCACUGACAGAGACUGUGUUGGCUGAGCUGGUUCUCAGCAGAAAAUAGAGAACUGAAGAUUCCAGUAGUGACUGCAGAUCGAUCCAACAUGGAUCCUGUUGGGCCAUACUGGCCUCUGACCCCUGAAGGUUUUGACACACAGGGCAAUGUUUUGGGCCGGGGCGACUCAGGAAACACUUUCAGCUUUAGAGGACAAACGAAUAGAAACAAAUCAGACGAAACAUAAAUUGAAUUUAAUGUGAAUUAAUCUGUGAUAUAUGUUGUUCUGUAUCAGACUCAAUUUCGCUUCUUAUCAAUUUACAAAAAAAAUAAGUUCUCCCGACCUCUGAUGAUGCUGUCAUGUUUCCAAGUGAGCUAUAACGGAGUAGUCUUAACUGCCAAGACCUCAUUGCACUAUGGAGGUGUGUAUGUGUAUGAGUGUGUGUGUGCACAGAUUAGGUGAUGAUCUUUAGUGUGGUGUCAGAUGUAUGCACUGCCCAAUCACUUCACUCCCAGUCUUCCACUAUUAGCCAAUUGAAGGACACCAUCACCCUGCCUGCCAUUGGUUAGGAUCAUUUGUUAUUAUUUUAUUUGUUAUCUAAAGAAAGAUGUAUUCUUUUAAUUUAAUGAUGUAAUUAUUUGUGUUUCAUUUUGUUGUGAUUUUUCUUGUUAAAACUGUUUUAAUUUAAGUUGGACUGAUUUUAUUUGGCAGAUAAUGUGUGUAUGUAAGUUUGUAUGUAUGCAUGUAUGUGUUAGGCACUUGAGACCACUGUGACUGUGUUGUAUUUAAGAGAAAAGUCGUAUGUACAGAGUCUGUCAUUUUUAUUACUGGAAAACGGCGCAAUAUUUUUCCAAAAUAAAAGAGGAAUGAAAUAUA
Molecule: messenger RNA, 4544 nt
Organism: Scophthalmus maximus (turbot)
Lineage: Eukaryota; Metazoa; Chordata; Actinopteri; Pleuronectiformes; Scophthalmidae
Gene: dld
Product: deltaD
Exons: 12
Coding region: 405-2897 (830 amino acids)
Biological process (GO): cell communication; Notch signaling pathway; multicellular organism development
Cellular component (GO): membrane
Molecular function (GO): calcium ion binding
Source: RefSeq, a predicted model, not a curated record